CUCAAAGUCUGUGGCAAGCUGGUCGACCUGCUAUUGAAGUUGUUCAACACCCGCGGAAACUUGAUUUGCACCGACCUUCUUGGUACAGGCAUCGACACCUCCGUAUCCAGUGCCCUCAUACAGGAAGGAGAGCAACACCAAAACCCUGACGGGUUCUCGCCGUUGAUUUUAUCGCGCCCGUUUAACGAGCCACCGUUGGAUACAAUGAUCCCACAAUAUGCGCUGUGCACUAACGCUGACUAUCUAACAGCACUGUGCUGGCGCGUGAAACGCCUUUGCGGUAGCAAUGAGGAUAUCAUCGCUCGAGCCUGCGACACAGGAUUUGCAGAUAAUCCGCUACUAACAAUAGAAGACAUGGUGCAAGCCAGAGAAACCUUCGGACGGCUGACCAGCAUAAUCCCACACCAUAUCGGAGGAUUCUAUAUCCCAGAAAAGCUCUCUCGCGCAGCGAGGGAAGAGGCCUAUUCGAUCCUGCAAAACAAGAAAUUUGGCAUCUGUCACGGUGACAUGCAGAUGUAUCGUUUCCUCGUCCGGUUCCUGCCAAAUCAAGAUGGGGAACUUCGCACUCCCGGCUCAGAUAUCGAGCUCGUGCUUUGCACGGGGUGGGAGCACUCAUUCCGUGCGCCACUUUGGUCAUGCGCGCGCAUGCCACUCUGGCUCAUCAGCCGGCCAAUCUUGAACGAGCCCAUUUCCUGGGAUCGCCAAAGACAAUUGCGUAAUGCCAUCUACGACAUGAUGAAUGAGCCCAGUAGAAUCGAGAGUGCCCGGGAGUGGAUCAUUUCGUACGUAUACGGACGUGCCGAGCGGUGGUUCGAGGGAUGCGUCAGCGCGCAUUGGAUGUACGGUCGGAACAUUGAAGCGAAUUUGGUGGACCUCAAGAAGUAUUGGGAAUUUUGGCGUCCGGACAUCCAGUUCCCGUUCGAGGUGGGAGUGGAGUACACUCGGCAACGGCAGGCUCUAUCCUGGCAUGGGUCGGCAGACGAACCCAUCACCGCACCUGUUACUGGAGAACUGGUUAUUCCCCUCCUUUCUGCGAGCCCUCUUGGAAAUUUGCUUGGAAUGGGUAGAUCUUGA
Molecule: messenger RNA, 1074 nt
Organism: Suillus subalutaceus
Lineage: Eukaryota; Fungi; Basidiomycota; Agaricomycetes; Boletales; Suillaceae
Exons: 1
Source: RefSeq, a predicted model, not a curated record